AUGGGGUGGCCUACCCUGUGGACCCUCUCAACACUAUUCUGCCUUGGACCCUCCCAGGCCCUGGGCCUGGAGGGAGGUGCCUGUCCAGAUGUCAAGAUUGUAGGUCUGGGGGCCCAGGACAAGUUGGCUGUCAUCCAAAGUUGUCCUGGCUUUCCUGGCCCACCCGGCCCCAAAGGGGAUCGUGGCAGUCCUGCUGAGAAAGGAGAGCGGGGCUUCCAAGGCAGUCCAGGAAAGAUGGGGCCUGCUGGCAGCAAAGGAGAGCCAGGAACCAUGGGUCCUCCAGGAGCCAAAGGGGAGAAAGGUGAAACAGGAGCUGCACCAUCCCUGGGUGAGAAGGAGCUAGGAGACACCCUGUGCCAGAGAGGGCCCUGGAGCUGCAAAGACAUGCUGACACGGGGGACCUUCCUGACUGGCUGGUACACCAUCUAUCUUCCUGACUGCCGACCACUGACUGUGCUCUGUGACAUGGAUGUGGAUGGUGGGGGCUGGACAGUUUUUCAACGACGAGUGGGUGGCUCCAUCAACUUCUUCCGAGACUGGGACUCCUAUAAAAGAGGCUUUGGCAACCUGGGCACAGAGUUCUGGUUGGGCAAUGACUACCUGCACCUGCUCACUGCCAAUGGGAACCAAGAGCUCCGGGUCGACUUACAAGAUUUCCAAGGUGAAACCUCCUAUGCCAAGUACAGCUCAUUCCGGGUGUCUGGAGAACAGGAGAAAUACAAGCUGACGCUGGGAGAGUUUCUUGGCGGCACUGCAGGAGACUCCCUGACAGGUCACAGCAACAGGUCAUUCACAACCCAUGACCAGGAUAAUGAUACGAAUAGCCAGAAUAAUUGUGCAAUUUUAUUCCAUGGGGCCUGGUGGUAUCACUCCUGUCACCAGUCCAACCUCAACGGACGCUACUUGCGUGGCUCCCAUGACAGUUAUGCAGAUGGCAUCAACUGGUUAACGGGCAGAGGCCACCGCUACUCCUACAAGGUUGCUGAGAUGAAGAUCCGGGCAGCCUAA
This is a messenger RNA of Cricetulus griseus (Chinese hamster), 1008 nucleotides long. Lineage: Eukaryota; Metazoa; Chordata; Mammalia; Rodentia; Cricetidae. The record is from RefSeq and is a predicted model, not a curated record.